AAGGGCGCGGGGAGGGAAUGGUUCCGCAGGUUGCGGCGGGCCAUGAAGUGUGUCAUUGCGGGGGCUCAUCUCAGAGUGUUUGGAAGAGCAAUACAUGCCAUAGCUCGUAUUAGUGAUGAAUUUUGGUUUGACCCCAUAGAAAAAGGUCUUGCUUUAAGAUCAGUGAAUUCUUCAAGGUCAGCAUACGCAUAUGUCUUCUUCUCAUCUAUGUUUUUUCAACAUUACUGCUGGACAGCUGUGUCUCAGCCAUGUCAGAAGGAAAAACAGUUAUCCCUUCCAUGUAAAUUGAUAAUUAAGUCAGUUCUUCCUGUAUUUAGAUGUGUAAAUGUGCUGGAAAGGAAUGUAGAGAAAUGCAGCAUUUAUACAAAUAUUAGUGACCAUCACAUAACUUUUCAGCUCCUCUGCAAACACGGUGUUGUAAAAACAUAUAAUCUGACGUUUCAAGAAUGUGAUCCGUUGCAGGCUGUUUUUGCAAAGCACAUGUGUCCAAACAUACUUAAAGUCCAUUCAAGGCUGCUGGCUGAUAUAAUGAUUCACUUUCCGACCAGUCAAGAAGAAGUCACCUUAUCGGUUACUCCAAUGAAAGUUUGUUUCAAGAGUUACACUGAGGAAGACACUGAUUUUUCAAAGACAAUGCUGACUGAAAUACAACUAAAUCCAGAUGAAUUUGACUACUUUCAAGUUGGAGUAGAUUCUGAAGUGACGUUUUGCCUUAAAGAACUGAGGGGACUACUAGCAUUUUCAGAAGCUACCAGUGCUCCUGUCUCAAUCCAUUUCGAUGUAUCUGGAAAACCAAUUGCUUUCAGCAUUGAAGACAUGGUGCUGGAAGCCAGCUUUAUUUUGGCUACCUUGUCUGACAUCGAAAAGGAGACAGCUUCCCAGCAGCCUCCCUGCUUUUCACAGCGCCAGGAAAGCUCAAAGACAUGUAUGGGUAAAUCUGAAAAAACCUCCCUGGAUAAAGAUAGCAACACAGCAGCAGUUGCUUCCAAAAAGCCACAGUGGAAUGGAAACGCACUGAUCACGGAGUCAGCAAAACCCACCAGUCCUCUGGCAGAGCGAGAGAUUAAAAGUAUUCCCAGGGUCACCAAGAAAGAUAGGACAGGCACGGAAGGAACAGCCAUGACCGCGGCCGAGGACCAUGCCACGCCGGAAGGAGAGGCAGCAGCAUCUCGUUAUCAGGAGUUUCAUUCCUUAUUUUUUGGAGCAGUUUCUUGUAAGGAGCAGGCUGCCAGCAGUCACAUCUCCCACAGUUUGGCAACAGCUAGUGACACCGAAGAGGAUUUUGGCAACGUGCAGAGCUCCCAAGUUCUGUAGUAACGUGAAGCCUUUGAAUCCAAGAUGAGACUGUUGGGGAUUGCCUUGGAAGAUAGAAGUAUGUUUGACGCAGUAAUUGUAGAGCUGUUUCUAGUUUUAGACCUUAGUUUAAUUGCAGUUCUUUAGCAAGUUAGAACUCAACGGAAACUAUUUGUAUUCUGAGCUUGUGUGGUAAACUGCAGUUCACCACCACCUAUUUGGGCAGUUUGGAAAGUGGGAAUCCUACUCAAAUGUUGCCUGGUUUUUGCAAGACAGACACACAAAAAGGACAAAACCUGCCUCAGUAGAGAGUAUGUUACCAUUUCCUGCUGUGUCAGUACAGGUUAAACAUUUACGCGCCAUUUAUGUUAACCACCAGCACGAGUCCUUCUAAAACUGUUGGCUGCUGUCAUAAUGCAAUGUAAAUUUAAGUCACGAUUGACUCAGUUGAGGUGUGUGUGUUACAUAUUCUGUAGGUACACUGCUUCGGAAGUUCAGCUCUCCACUAUGUUCUCGCUAGAGAAUUCAAACUGUGUUAUCGCUUCGGGCAAAUUAAGCUGCUGUUGUAAAGUUACAAGUACUGGAAAAACAAACUCAUCCGCUCCCCCUUAACUGAAUAGACAAAGUUGUCAGAGAAAUGCAUUUAAAUAAAAGAAGUGAUGUUUGAAA
This is a messenger RNA of Grus americana (Whooping crane), 1962 nucleotides long. It is a transcript of the gene RAD9B, whose product is annotated as RAD9 checkpoint clamp component B. The record is from RefSeq and is a predicted model, not a curated record. Gene Ontology annotation, biological process: mitotic intra-S DNA damage checkpoint signaling; DNA repair; cellular response to ionizing radiation. Gene Ontology annotation, cellular component: checkpoint clamp complex. NCBI's taxonomy places the organism in Eukaryota, Metazoa, Chordata, Aves, Gruiformes, Gruidae. The transcript is spliced from 11 exons. The coding region runs from base 43 to 1314 and encodes 423 amino acids.